GUGUUACGGCUGUAUUUCUGGCCGUGGGAUGAUGUGUUAGUGGUCCGGUCCGUCAGACGGUCUGCUGCGUCAGCUGGUUUUUCAUUGAGACUAUCAGACUGUGCAUGAAUGAACACAGAACACUGAAACUCAACAUGAUUCGCACUCGUCCUGCUGCUAAAAACACCUCUGAUGGAAGUUUGUGUGAAUAUGUGGCGAUCUGUGAUCAACAGCUUUGGCUUAAAGAAGAACAAUGAAUCUGAGAUCAGGUUUAUCCAGUUUUUCCAUCAUGUUUGGAAAGAAGAAGAAGCGGCUAGAGAUUUCAGCUCCGUCGAACUUUGAGCACCGUGUUCACACCGGCUUCGACCCGCACGAGCAGAAGUUCACCGGACUGCCGCAGCAAUGGCAGAGUCUGUUAGCCGACACCGCCAACCGACCCAAACCCAUGGUGGACCCAUCCUACAUCACGCCCAUACAGCUCGCACCCAUGAAGAUAUCUCCCAAGAAAGUCCGGUCAGCUGAGUCGCCGUUGCGAAAAACGAUCGUCCGCGGGAGCCGGCCACCCAAAGAUGCCUCCAUCAACGGACUGUUAGAAGAGUUUGACAGCAUCUCUGUGACCCGCUCAAACUCCCUGAGGAAGGAGAGUCCACCAGGAGCGCACCAGACUGUCAGCGGCAAACCGCUCUCGCGAGCAGCAGCUGGCGGCGGGCUGGAGGAGAACGGCUUUGUUCACUAUUACGGCCGUUACUCGUGUGACCUGGACAACAGCAAAGACUUGUCUAUGGACCCGUAUCGGGACAAAGGCAUCCACGAUGGGGACUGGCCGAUCGGACGACACUAUCGCUUCUCUCUCAAACAGAACGGUCACCCCAUCCGGAGUCCGUUCUACCCCGAUGCAAUGCCGCAGAAGUCUUCCGACUACGCAAAGAUGCCGCCAGACUAUCACGCAUACCUGGAGAGCAAGAUGCGUCUGUCCACCGAUGAAAUGGCCCUGAGCGGCCGUAGGGAUUAUUACCGGGCGUCUCUGGGUGGAUCCAGUCAGGAUUACCGGGAACAGCCGCUCGGAACGCCGUCUCGAGUCUCCAUUCACAGUGAGCAGAUGAGUUAUCCCGAUGGAAACUGGGGAUAUGGUUCAGGACUUCGAGACGACUACGACAAGAGGCCGAAGUCUUCGUACAUCAGUCAGACGAGUCCUCAGCCUGCCAUUCGCCAGCGCUCGCGGUCGGGUUCAGGACUGCAGGAGCCCAGUCUGCCGUACGGCAUCAGCGCGUUUAAAGCAGCGCCGCAGGGACCGUACAGCUCGUACACCUACCCCAGACUCUCUGAAAACACAUCCACACUCAUCUUAGGCAAGGGCGAGUACGCUACUCGGGAUGGAAGCCCGCAGGUGCCCGGGGCCGAGACGUACCCACGAGGGCCCCUCAAACUACCUCAGAGUCACGGCAAACCCGGUUACCCACCUGGUUUCCAGUACCCGCCCCCCUUCCACUACAAACCCUCACCCUAUCAGCACCCGCCGUCGCAGCCCAGCCCGCCCUACACCCCGCAGGGGGCACAGUCGCAGCCCUCGUCCCCGUACAUCCCACCCGGUGCGUAUCCUCCGCCCAGCUGGGGCUCGUCGUCCGAGCAGCCACCCUUGCGGGUGUCUCACGAGCAGUUCCGUGCGGCGCUGCAGCUGGUGGUGAACCCGGGCGACCCACGGGAAUACCUGGACAACUUCCUGAAGAUCGGCGAGGGCUCCACGGGCAUCGUGUGCAUCGCCACGGAGAAGCACAGCGGCAAACAAGUGGCCGUUAAAAAGAUGGACCUGAGAAAACAGCAGCGCCGGGAACUUCUGUUCAACGAGGUGGUUAUCAUGAGAGAUUACCAUCACGAGAACGUGGUUGACAUGUAUAACAGUUAUCUGGUAGGAGAUGAACUCUGGGUGGUGAUGGAGUUCUUAGAGGGCGGAGCUUUGACUGACAUUGUCACUCACACCAGGAUGAACGAGGAGCAGAUUGCCACGGUUUGUUUGUCGGUGUUGAAAGCGUUGUCGUAUCUUCACACGCAGGGCGUCAUUCACCGAGACAUCAAGAGUGAUUCUAUACUGCUCACCAGUGACGGACGGAUCAAACUGUCUGAUUUCGGCUUCUGUGCUCAAGUGUCUAAAGAGGUGCCCAAGAGGAAGUCACUGGUUGGCACGCCGUACUGGAUGGCACCGGAGGUCAUCUCGAGGUUACCGUAUGGCACUGAGGUGGACAUCUGGUCUCUGGGCAUCAUGGUGAUUGAGAUGGUGGAUGGAGAACCUCCGUACUUCAAUGAACCUCCACUGCAGGCCAUGAGACGAAUACGAGACAACCUGCCCCCACGACUCAAAGAGUCUCAUAAGGUGUCGUCUGUUCUGCGCACGUUUCUGGACCUGAUGUUGGUGCGUGAACCGUGUCAGCGUGCGACAGCACACGAGCUCCUGCAGCACCCCUUCCUGAAGCUGUCAGGACCGCCGUCAUGUAUCGUACCGCUCAUGAGACAUUACAGACACCGCUGACCGCCAGCAGGGCGGCGCUACAUUCACACACACACACAUACACACACACUCACCGUAUGUAACCGCGCUCACACUUCUAACCAGAUGUAGUUUAGAUGAUAACAAACAUGAGAGCUAAAAAAACUAACCGUAUACAGUGGACAGAACAGUGGCACCGCUAGCGUCCGUGACGCGUGUUUGACUUUAGUUAGACGUACAGUGACAGUCUGGUGCAGUUCUGUUCCUGUACAGGUGGACUCAUCGUCUACAGUUGUACCGUAAUAAAUCUAGUUAAGCCGCCAAAUAUUCCGAGAGACUGUCACACAAACAAAUGUCUUUUUUCACUUUCGUCUUCUCACUAACAGUGAAGAUGUAUUUUAGAGCAAUUGUAAGUUUGACUUGUACAGUUUUGAUAAAGCGCAGUAUUUUUGUUGUGAUGUGGUGAAAUGGGCAGUAUUACAUAGAACUCAAGAGAAGAAUCUUUCCUACUCUUUAUAUUGAAUUGUUUUGAAGAUAUGGUCAUUUAAACACCGUUGCAGAAAGAUAUGGGAAUAUAUUUAUCUAUUCAACAUUUGGAGAGCUCAUGCCAGAGUUUUAUAAGACGUUUGGAAAUGUUCAUGUCUGAUUUUUCAGUAGUGUGGCCUUUUUCAUUUUCAUUCUCAUUUUUUUUAAAACGAUAAAGCGAUUUAUUGGCUGUAUCAGACCAGAUAAGCAAUACCAAAACAAGGUAUUUCAAACGUUGAACACACAAAAUGUCUCACUGUGCGAUAAGAGAAUUUGACGCAUUUAGUUUUAAAUCACUAACGAUAUUUGUUCAAGUUCAUUCAGUUCAUUGAAACUCUAGCAAUAGUAACAUCUUUCACACGUUUUAUAGUCGUCUCUGUAACGUCUCACCUGUGUCUCAUCGGUCACUGUGAUCUGUAAAUAUAAACAUGGAUGUGUGUGUUUGUGUAGGAGUGUACAGAUGGAGCCGUCAUCUGCAUGUGUGUAUCACUAAAACUGCUUUCAAUAAAAACAC
Myxocyprinus asiaticus (Chinese sucker) is the source of this 3500-nucleotide messenger RNA. It is a transcript of the gene pak5, whose product is annotated as p21 protein (Cdc42/Rac)-activated kinase 5. Gene Ontology annotation, biological process: protein phosphorylation; intracellular signal transduction; cytoskeleton organization. Gene Ontology annotation, cellular component: cytoplasm. The transcript is spliced from 10 exons. Bases 233 to 2503 code for a protein of 756 amino acids. The record is from RefSeq and is a predicted model, not a curated record. Gene Ontology annotation, molecular function: ATP binding; protein serine/threonine kinase activity. Lineage: Eukaryota; Metazoa; Chordata; Actinopteri; Cypriniformes; Catostomidae.